Molecule: messenger RNA, 19076 nt
Organism: Porites lobata
Lineage: Eukaryota; Metazoa; Cnidaria; Anthozoa; Scleractinia; Poritidae
Source: the annotation of a GenBank genome assembly
AUGCUUUCCCAGCUCUGUACUACUGAACUGAAUAACGUCAAAAGAAAAGGCGUUCACGGCACUGAAUUCAGUGACACUGCGAGGUACGCCCUACAGCAUGGCGUUUGUCAUAAUUAUGCUCGAGUCGGAAGAGCUGGAAGAGAGUACAAGAAGCUUUGAAGAAAUCGUUAACAACUAUGUCACGGACUUGGACAUUGUGUAUGCAAAGCUAUGUGUAAACGACACGGCUAGUUCUGAGGACAUGGUCCUCACUCAGAAACAAGAAGCUUUUCAGUUAUUGAGCAGUGAAAGCCAAAACGCCCUUGGCACGUUGUUGUUUCUUUUACGAAAGUACCAUGAAAGACUUACGACGAAUCCCACUUCUUUUUUCCAAGUGAUGAUGAACGAAGGAGGAGACGAUUUUGCUGGUGAAGCGACAGAACUUUUGCAGACCAAAUAUCAUGAUAUACCGUACAUGAAGUACGUUCCCAAGGGGGCUAUGGAAGAGGAAAUUGAGGUUCAGGCUUUGUUUCGCUGUACCUCUCGAGUGGCUUGUUUUGAUAUUUCACCUCAGCAGGAGUUCAUGGUGUGUGAAUGUAGGGACGGGACGAUUCAGCUAUGGUCAGUACAGACAGGGAAGCAAAUAUGGAAACGUCCGGUCAAGUUCGGCAAACGUUACGUUGAUGAUCUUGACGCGUUCAGAGUGGUACCCGAAUCAUCUGUUUUGUCAUGUUAUCGUUCCGUUUUUUUUCACCCUACUAAGCCCAUUGUUCUUCCUGGAAUCCUAAGCCAUGCCUACUCAAUUGACGGAGCUUUCCUUCCACUGUUCCCUAAUAGCAACUGCAAAUUUACCGUUUGUUCAGUUAAUGGGGAUAGUAUGAUUACAGAUUUCCCUUGUUAUGCAAAAUGCCUAGUCAUGUGGAGUCUAACAAAUGGCGAAGAGAUCACUCGAACUGAGAGAGAUGAGGUUGUAUUGUCUUUUGCCUGGUCUCCAGAUCGAAAGCUACUAGCAAUUUCUCAUCUUUCGGGACUGGUUUGUCUGGUUGAUGCAUUGAAUUGCUUUGAGACACUUGCAGAGAUCACCACUGUUUUACCAUGUGGAAUGAUCAAGUUUGCCCCUAACCUCAAAUUUCUGUUUUGUUGGUGUAAACCAGUAAAGUCUAUGUGGGAGAGAUACCCAAAAGGCAUUCGCGUGAACGUCAAUAACUUGCCUUGUGGCACUUUUUCCUUGGAUGUUGUUAACGAUAACGUUGACUAUGAACCUUGGGAUUAUGAAUUAUCCAGCAAAGCUGGAUUCUUGAUGGGAGAUCCUGUAUCAUGUUCGUUCAGGCGUUUAGAGGACUUUUUGGGACCCCAUUGGGUUCUUGUAGAAGGAGCGUUUGCGUUUGUCUUGAACAGACAAAAUGUAUUGAGGGCAUUCCCUGGAAACAACCGCAUUGCCAUGUUCAAUCCUGGUGAAAUGAAAAUUGCAACAACCACGUCCUAUAGAAGACUCCGUCAUGUUGCUUUUGCUGUAGAUGGGAAGUCCGUUUAUGGUGUCACUGAAGACAAGGAAGCAGCAGUGGUAUCUUUUGAUGUUUCAAGUGGAAAACUUACAGCAAAGAUAGAGAUUAGUACUUGUCGUGGUCUCCAUUAUCCUAAACAGCCUUUUACGACCGUAAACAAUUCUGACAAUGGUAUUUGUCUUGUGACAAUGAUCAAUGGUGUCCUUUUGAAACAACGUCAUCGUAGGACUGCUGUUCAGCUAUGGAAUUUUGAGUUGUCUCAACAAGUCCGAAGUUGGGCCAGUCUAUGCGAGGUUACGUAUAUGAUGCCAGUCACUGACCAAUGUGUAGCAUGUGUGGGCAGAAGGUUUGAAGUGAGCAUCCUGGACACAUUAAGUGGAGACAUAGUGAAGACCAUCUCACUUUGUCAUGAGGGAUACCAGUCAACAUGUCCAAUUAUGUAUAAAGAAGCAAUAGAAUGUAACAGUAAAUUUCAGCUGUUAUCCACCGCUCGUGACUCAGUUCAGCUGUCAGAUGAUGGAGGUAGUCUGUGGAAGAGAGUUUUUAAAGAUUCUCUAUUGUGCUCGUGGAAUCUCCCUGGCAUGUUUUCUCCAACGGAAAACUUUGUCCUGGUCUCAGCAAAGUCCCCUCAGUGUAAGCAAGAAGUACACGUGCUUGAUGCGUCUUCAGGGUCCACUGUCUGCACCCUUUGCACAGUCGAUCACGUGACGAAGUGUGCGUUUGUGAGUGACGCGGAAUGUGUAAUCGACUGCCAGGAUAGACCAGGAAGUUCCUGUCUUCGGUUAUUUAAUGUUAAGACUGGAGAUUUGCUUAGCGUACUUGAUACGGAUACAUGGCCUUCCUGUUUGGUUUCCUUCCCUCAAAAGGGUUUGAUCGCCUUUGGCCUCUGGAACUCCGGACGUAUGUGCGCAUUUAUCGAGGUAAAAUUGCCUCGAGACAAAGUCAACAGGAAAGCAAAGGUGAGAAAUGCGUUCGUUCUUAAGAAUUAUUUCGCGAAAAUCAGUGUAUCCAACAACGUCAAACAAAUUUCGGAAAAGUCACUUUGCCUGUUACUCUACGGGUUUACGGUACUCGAGCAUCGUCUAGCGUUCUUUGUUGCCGGCGACAGAGGCUUAGCUGUUAGACUGUAUUAUUUUGACAGUUUGUUUAUGAAUGCAGCAUUAGUGAAUAUAUGAAUUUCAUAUGUUGGAACUGUGGGGUGAAGGGAUAAUGCAAGGAAGACAAUCGAAGUUAAAGAUGCAACUUCAAAAACUCAUUUAUAAUUCAUACAGAAAAACCAAAAGAAAUUAACGUUUAAUGAGUGUCUUUAUACCUGAUAAAGACACGGCUAAACUUUGCGUCCAAUUUCUUAGACCAGUAACCCCAAAUCUUAAUAUUAGUGCAAGAAUGAGUUUAUCUAUAUCAGAGAUUUUGAAGCCGUUCAAAAAACUCGCAGGAACGUUUUGUGUCUCAUGGUUGUCUUUUCUUUGUUUUGUUUUUAAUCUUACAGGCCUUGAGUGCUCCACAAUGAUGGAUCUGAAGCUUGAUCUGCAUCUUCCAAACCCAAGAGACGGUAUGAACAAUGCAGCGGGAAAACCUCAUAAACGGAUGGUUCGAAACUUAUACAAAAGAAACGAUUUACGUGUAGGGUUUUCUGUUAGUGUCAUUAAGUCACUCUUAGCAAGUGGCUUAGAAAAGCCCUGGAACUAACGCUCUUUAUCAUAAUCAAUUGCUUAAGAUGUGAGGUGUUGCUAGUUGUAAGGUUAGUUUUAGUUAAGAGUUCUAAGGCUAGGUUUUAACAAGUGAAACAGAGGACCAUAAGGAGUAAACUACACUGUCGCACGAGAUAGCGUAAGGUUAUAUUUGAAUAGUUCUCUGUGGGUAUCGGACUUAGUAUAAGCUAGUAAAACAAAACGUCCACCUACCUUAUGUUCUGUAUCAUAAACAGUAGGUCAAGGUUUAUAUUUCCUGAUUUUUGAAAACUGGAUUUUUUUGUCUAAGACUUAGUAAUAACCUCUUAGAAACAGCAUCGACAGAACUUGUGUUCAGCAUCACAAUCAAAUAGGUUAAACCUCCCUUAAACAACCACCUACAAAGCGAAGAGUUAGUGGUCGCUUACGGGAGUCGAACCACUGAGGGUCUUUUUUGGUGAGAGGUUCGAAAACAUCUGCUUCUUACAAGGCCAUACACACGGUCUUUUAGCCCGUCACGAAAUCCUCCUUCGUCGGAGGGAACGCGUGAAGAAGCCGAAAGCAGUCAAGCCUUUUAUUUCGCGCACGGAUUUCUGGGACAGUACUCCCCCUCCCUUGCGGAAAUAUGUGCUGAUGAUGCCGAAGCAACCCGGGGAUUUCUACGUUUCGGGAUAAAACACCAACUUUACUUGGCAGAAAGGUAAGUUUACAUCUUUUUAUCGGAAUAAUUGCGUAUUUUGCGUUUUGGAUGGGUAUAGCCACCUCAUGAUUUUACUUUAGCUCACUUCGGCUUUGCGUGGUACAUUUUCAAAGCGUAUUUAACAUUUUUCUGCAUAGUGCACUCCAUAAUCCUUUGUCUUUUAUCGUACUGGGUAUGGAUGAGCGUUGAUCUGAUACAAUUUUAACGAUCACUGUUCUCCUUAGAAAAGAACCCGGCCUCUGAGGCCUAAUGAUUAACGAUGAUAAAACUGAGUUGAUAUUAAUAGGAACUAGACAACAAUUAUGUAAGAUCAAUGAUGUAUGUUAUAUCUCUGUAGGUGAUUAUGAUAUUUAUCCUAGUUCCUGUGUUAGAAAUCUAGGUGCAUGGUUUGAUAAUAAGUUGUCAAUGUCAACGCAUGUUACUAAAAUCUGUAAUGCCGCGUUUUAUCACCUACAUAAUAUUAGAAGGAUUGAGAAGUAUUUAUCUCGCGAUUCGUUACUAACGCUUAUUCAUGCUUUUAUCACUAGUCGUUUAGACUAUUGUAAUGGACUUCUGUAUGACCUUCCUAACUCGCAAAUAACAAAUAGUUAAAUUGCAACGUGUGCAGAACGCUGCAGCUAGACUCGUACUGAGCUUAAAUAAGUACUCGCAUAUUUCUCCCGCGCUUUAUCAACUUCACUGGUUACUAGUACAACAUCGUGUUCAUUUUAAGAUCUUAAUUUUAACAUUUAAAGCUAUUCAUGUAUUGGCGCCUAAGUAUAUCAUCGAACUAAUUAACAUUAAGCCUAGGUCUAUAUAUAAUCUUAGAUCAAAUCAAAGUUUAUUGCUAGACCCUCCUAAAGGGAAAAUGCUUUUCACGUUAGGUGACAAAUCUUUCUCUGCUGCUGCCCCAUAUUUAUGGAAUAGUUUGCCGUCUGAAUUACGUGAUAUUCAAUCAUUAGCUAUUUUUAAAUGUAAGCUGAAAACUUCAAGAUUUAUUUCGUGCAGCUUUUACAACGUAACCUGUUUGACACUCACUUUAUUAGUAUUACUAAUUAAGUUUAUUAUCAUUAUUAUAAAUAUUUUAUAUUAUUAUUUUUAUUACAGUCAACGCAUGUCAAGCGUUUCUUCCGCUAGUGGACUAAUAAAUUCAUGAAUGGAAGAAUGAUUCGGUUUGUCGAUUCAAUAAUCCAUUCAUAAAAUGAAUAAUCCAAUAGUCAAAUAGGACCUCGAUUCAACAAUUAAAUGUUGAUUCGGUUUAUGAACAAAAUCUACCUGUUCUUUAUUCUUGUCUGUUCCUACCGUUUACGAUUGCGUUUUUCAUUGCCUUUAAUCAAAAUAACAGCUAGAAUAGACAGACCGCAAACGCAAAGAAACUGACAAAGGCCGAGGAUCGAAAUCCACCAAUCACCACACAUACACUGACCACAGUUUGACCAUCAUGUUACUCUGAUUACUGGCAGCAAAAUGGCGUACAUGUAACAGUUAGUUUGGGUAAGGGUUUGAAGUUCAGAACUCGCCCGCGCUAUUGAAUCAACAAACGAAAUCAUUUUUCCAUUAAUAAAUUCAUUAGUUCGUUAGCGACAGGAACGCUUGACCUGCUUUGACUGUAAUAUACAUUGUUAAUAUUCAUGUACAUGUAAUUAGUUUACAAAUUUGAAUUUUAUUGUAGUUUUUUUAAAGUUGUUAAGUGCUGUUGAUCAGUGAAUGUAAAUAGCGUUCUAGAAGUUAUUAAAUUAUUAUUAUUAUUAUUAUUAUUAUUAUUAUUAUUAUUAUUAUUAUUAUUAUUAUUAUUACUUGAAGACUCUGAAAGACUAAGGGUUAUAGAGAGUCACUGUAACUGUAGUUCAAGAAACCCGGAACGUGUAAGGCUUCUACGGUUCUUUAUUAAUUCCCAAUCUAUUCAUAUUAUCUGUUAAUAUUCUUGAUUUUCUACUUAUAGCUGUCAGCUAUAAGUAGAAUUAUGUCCCUUGAAUCAAUGAAAUAGGCACUCUGUUCUCUUUAUUUUCGUCUGGAUUACAAGGCAGUCAUGCAUGUUAGUGCUUAAUACAAUACAGUGAUUUUUUGCAGAAUUUGCAUGAAAAUAGAGUCGUGGCUGCCUUGGCGUCACUUGCUAGCUAUCCUAGCGUAAUCGAUCACGAAAACAGGAACUCCUAGGGGAUUGUAUCUGUGCCAAAAUUUGACUACUUCCUCUAAAAUUUAUUUUAACAGUUUGUCAGUUAUUGGGUUUCCAUCAUGUCAAUUGAACAUGUAAUCAAACUUCAAAAGUAAAUAAUGAUCAUAAUGUAUAGCAAUAAUAAUAAUAAUAAAUUAGUAGACACAUGCAUGCGCCAUUAGUUGUUCAUGCAGCUAGAAAUUACGGGUAGUUAGCCAAAACUGAUGCCUUUUGGCAUCUUCUCCUGUGGCUGAGGUUAAAUGCUUCCAACUGUCCCCUAGUUUUUGACAUGAUUCUUCCCACUCUAGGGUGGAAACCAAAUGAAAAUUGGGCCUAAUAAAAAUAGUCAUCCAAUCACUGUCGAUAAUGUGAUGCUUCUGUUAUACAUGUACAUGUACAUGAGGCUUCUUAGGGGAGCAGGGGGGUAUGGAUGUCCCUGGUCAAAUUUCAAAUAGGGUCAUUUUGUGUUUUGAGGAGUAGGACAUGUCUCUGUUGUUACACUGUAUUUAACCCAUCUUUGUGUCUGCCCACUCAUUUGUCGCAGUUCAGGGCCAUGCCGCAUAUCGGAAUUGUACCCUAACAGGGUCUUAUACAUGUAAGAAGUAAGGAUUUCAUUUGCAUUCCAGUGCUUAUUUUGUGUUUUUACCAAUGAGCACAAUUUUCUCAGCAUAUAUUAGAAACAACACAGUAGUUGUUAUCAUGUCGUUAGAUUACUAAUUCACCAAGGGGGUGGUAGUUGUAGUGUCAGAAAUGUGGUAGUGGUAGUUGCUAUUAUACUGAGGGGGUGUUUAUAAUAGCCGUAUAUGUAUUCUUCCUUAAAGUAUUUUCCCUAUUUCAGGGGGAUGCUACACCUACAUGUAGGCUCAAUUGGUAAAUGAGGGAGGUUGAGAGGGUAGGUGUUGGUAUCAAUGGUCAGCAUUCAUUGUGGAUAUACAAGUUCAAACAAUCAAGCAAGUGGUAGUGGUUCUCGCUAAGGAGGGAGGGAGGGAGGAGUGUCAUUUGUAGUUUUAUGAAGGGUGAGUGGAUCAUACUAGCAGUGGUAAAUGAGAGGGGAGAGGGGUUGUGGAAGUGAAAGUGUUAGUAGGGGGAAGGAGGGGGAGUUGUAGGGCAUGGGAGAGGGAAGAAAUAGUGGAAGUAGAGAGAUGAGGGGGUGCAGAGAGAGUGGGGUGAAAUGGGACUUCAGAGCGUGUAAGUAAACUUUAACAUUUUGCCCAGGUUUCAGUUUAUGCAUGGUAUAAAAACUUUCAUUUUGUUUUUUGUGGUUUCGUGGGAAGCUGUUCUUUUUUCUUUACAUUGUUUUUCCUUUUGCUAAUAUUAUUUAAUGAAAAUGGAUGUGGAUGGACAAACUUAAACUUAAUGAUGAUAAGACAGAAUUUAUGAUCAUUGGAACAACAACUUAAAAAGGUUAGUAUCGCAAAAUUGUCUGUUGGUGACAUCAGCGUUGCUCCUGGUAGUACUGCACGAAAUCUUGGAGUUCUGUUUGAUCGAAAUCUGAAGUUUGAUGCUCAAAUUACAAAAACAUGUUGCGCAGGUUACUACUAUCUGCACAAUAUACGAAAGAUCAGGAAAUACUUAACGUUGGAUUCAACCAGAUGUUUGGUUCAUGCACUGGUAAUGGGGCACGUAGAUUACUGUAAUAGCUUACUGUACGGUCUCCCAAGAAAUAAUAUCAAUAAGCUACAGUGUCCUCAGAAUAUGGCUGCAGGUUAUAAAGGCUGGUUUUCACUAGCGACGGAAUCGGAGUCAUAAUCAGAAGUGUAGAACUUAUAAUCUAGUGAAAACAGCGUUCCGAUUCCGCUUACGACUCCGUCGCUUACGUUCCACUUAUGAUCUAGUGAAAACCAGAUUGUCGGAGUCGGAAGCAGAAGCAGAAGAACCAAACCAAUCACAAAGCGUGGGAACGUGCAUUGUGAUUGGUUUAUCCUUCCGCUUCUGCUUCCUACUCCGACAAUCUGGUUUUCACUUGAUCAUAAGCGGAACGUAAGUGACGGAGUCGUAAGCGGAGUCGGAAGAAAUGGAAACGUUCUGAUUCUUCUGACUCCGAUUCCGUCGCGCUUAUGACUCCGCUUACGACUCCGAUUUUUGAUUUUCACUAGAUCAGAAGCGCUCUUACGACUCCGACUCCGACUCCGACUCCGACUUCGACUCCGACUCCGACUCGGUCGCUAGUGAAAACUAGCCUUAAUAACAAAUACUCCGCGGUUUUGUCACAUCACACCUGUACUGUGUCAGUUGCACCAACAGGUAUCAGGAUUAAAUUCAAGGUGAUACUUAUAACAUUUAAAGCAAUAGCUGGACUGGUUCCAUAUUACAUACAAAGUUUAAUCGAAGUCAAGGAGAAGUCCUCCUACAACCUUAAGUCAAAUGAUGAACUGUUACUUGCUCCACCGACGUUCAAGUCUAAAAAGACCAUAGGCGACAGGACUUUCCAAGUGACUGCGCCGACUGUAUGGAACAAACUUCUAAGUGUAUUAAGGAUGGAAACAAGCUUGAAGCCUUUUAAAGCCAAACUAAAAACUUUACUUUUUAAAGAAGCCUAUGAUUUAUAGUUUUACGACUCAUGAGUGACUUGUCGAUUAACAUUUUUAAGAUGAUUUCAAUUACUUAGUUUCAAUACAUUUUUUUAAUCGAAUCUUAUAAUUGCCUUUUUAAUCGUAUAUAUAGAGAGAUUUCUACUAAAUUUUAAGUGUUUAUUUAUUUAUUUAUUAUUUAUUUAUUUAUAUUCUAUCUUAUUAUAUUUUUUGUUAGUGCGCGUUAGAUCAUAUAUUUGAAUGCUAUUUUGCGCCUAAUAAAUAAUAAAUUAUUAUAAAUUAUUAUAUGAAAUAUAAUAGGUCCUGCAAUUUGCAAUGAGCCAUGCAACAGUGUGUGAGUAAAGGUGUCCCAGGGAAAUUACAAGUGCAUAAUAUAUCCCCGCCAAAAUUUGACUUAUUUAGCUUCUUAAAUUCUAAUGAACAUUUUUCGUUCUUUUUCAGUGUGUACAUGAUUGGUGCUUGUAGAAAUGUCCUCCAAGUUUUAAACUAGGGACAGUAACUACUUCUCAGGUACCCUUGACUGUUAUACUGUCAAUGACCCCUUUACUGUUGUAUUUUAACUUGGAUCUAAAGAUUUUUGUUAGAAGUGUUGUGUCUUUUUACUUAGAUAUUUUUUCUCCCCAAUUGAGCUUACAAGCCAACCGGGAGCGGAGCUUGUCAUUUAGUCACUUUGUUGCAAACUCGUGAAGGAUGAACAUGAAAGACCAAAUAUAUUGAUAUCACAUAUAGAUUUGCAUGAUGAUGAAAGUGUGCACUGUAAUAGGCCUUAUUCAAAAGUACCUUAAUAGUCAUAGUACUCUUUGUUUCCCCCACAAACUUUUGCAUAAGCAUUGCUUUUAAUUUAUUUUGGGACUUACGAUCAUCCUUACACUCAAAAUGUAUGCAUGCGCAAGUUAAAUUGUGGUGGGAAAACAAAGAGUAUUUUGUGUUUUUGUUUUUUAUUAUUCAAUAGCAGUUCAACUUAAACUGUUAAAUAUGUGAGGAGAUGCUUAGCCUGCAAAAACAUCCGUUUGUCCUCGCUCUUCGCUGAUGGGGACGUUUCGCGUGGAAGAACGUCUGCGACUCAGCUGUAGAAAUUCCAUACUGAUGACGUAAACCAAUGUUUACAUAACAAAUCUAGUAGUCAUGGGGUUUUACAUAUAAAUUUGUCCAAUUUUACGUGUCUUCUGGUCGAUUUUGGUAAAGUGUUGUGUUCAUCUGCCAAUGAGUUCCAGCAAAACUCAAAUGCUUCUUCUAGAGAAGACUACACUGUAAUUUUCAGGGAGUUAUAAUAACUCCUCUAGUGGGUCUAAUUUAACUCCUUACAGUGGAGUUAUUUUUCGUGGAGUUAUUUUAACUCCAAAAACGAGUUUAAAGAACUCUUUUCCAGGAGUAAAAGUGACCCCAGAUAUUUAGGAGUUAAAAUAACCCCCAAAAAAGAGUUAUCCUGUACCUAAAAUUUAUCCUGUACCUAAAAUUUUUACUCCAUUUUUAGAGUUAUAAUAACUCCCUAAAAAUUACGGUGUAUAUUUCACUGUUUUGUUAGAGAUUCUUCGCGUUUACGUUUGACCUUUUUGGCCUUUUUGUCUUUUGUCUGUCAUUCGUAAACAAUAGCUUAAACAAUGUAACUACUCCGUCGACCAAUCAGCGCUUCUGACCGGAUUCCGGACAGAUUUUACGUCAUCAGUAUGGAAUUUCUGUCGCUGAGUUCGCAGACGUUCCUCCUCGCGAAACGUCCCCGGCUGCGAAGAGCGAGGAGAAACGGAUGUUUUCGCAGGCUAUGAGAUGCUCUGAAUAUGUUAAUAACGUUGAUGAGACACUCAACUACUCAAUCUUUUAGGUUCUUUUUUUAUAAGAAAAAGAAAAAGGUAACUGUGAUUUAAAGUUAAUUUGUUUUUUUUGUGUGUGUGUGUGUGUGUGUUUGUUUCUACGAAGAUUUAAAAGGUGGUGGAUAUUUCCUUUUCUGGCUUUUAUGGCGACUGCAACACCGUCACCCCUCGCCAGCUCUUUUGACAAGACAAAUGGAAACAAGCUAAGCAGGCUUCUUAUCGAUGGUGGAACAACAGUGCUGAGGAAUAUUUUUGAUUACCAUCACCCUCCUGCUCACUUGGCUGCUAAUCUUGGUUCCAGACAUAUUCAUCCCAUUCUUACUAGACUUCGGCAUAGAAACAUUCUGAAUGGUAGUCAAUGGGACAAACUGUUUCCACCAUCAGGUGGAGGGACUCCAAACUCUAUUACCUUUGAUAUCACUCUUCUGUUCCUCUUGCUCACUAACAUUUGCGGACUAUCCCCUCCCCCCUCGGGCUCUUGGCACAAAAUGCCCCCCGCAAGUGACACCUCUUUUGAGGCUAACCUUGCUCGGAUUAAGUACUAUCGAAAUGUGCUCUAUGGUCACGUGACAACAACUGGUAUUCCAAAACUAUUGUUCGAUCUUAAAUGGCAGGAGAUAAGUUCCGUUCUUGUUUCGCUUGGGUUGAAUCAGUCUGAAGUGGACAGAUUAAAAAGAGAGCCUUGUGGGGAGGACUAUAUUAGCGCUGUUACUGAAUGGAUGAAAAAUGACGAGGAGAUCCAAUUCCAGCUGAAAGAUCUACGUACAUAACAACAACAAGUGCUCCAAACUCAACAGGAAAAUCGCGGAACUCUUCAAGAUACACAACAAACGGUUGGCAGAGUGGAACAGACGCUUCAAGAUACACACCAGGCAUUUGGCAAUUUACAGCAGACGCAAAACGAGACAGUGAAAUUGCAACAAGAGGACCACAGAAUUCUUCAGGACACGCGCCAAGCAGUUGAAGGUGUACAGCGGUCUAUACAGAUGUUACAGGAAGUUCGGAAAACCCAACAAGAAUCGCGGCAGCAGAUAGAGUAUGAGGCUGCAAACACUGAAGAAAGAAGAGAUAAAGCUGAAGAGGAUGAAGCUCUUAGAAAAUUAGCAAAAGUUAAUACUGUGACGGUCAUCCAGUCUCACUCUGGGAAAUACCAGGAGGGAACGCGCUUGCACAUCUUUGAGAAGAUCAAGUUGUGGCUAGACGACCUUACAUCUAAAAAUCGUGUGGUGGUAAUCAGUGGCGAUGCGGGAAUGGGCAAAUCAGUUAUCGCCGCUGUCGUUUGUCAGAGAAUGCAACACGCUGAUCGGCUCUCUGGAAGUCACUUUUGUCAGCACAACAAGGAACGUUUCAGAAACCCGAAGGUGAUGCUGCAGUCGUUAGCUUGUCAGUUGUGUGAUGUUUUACCAGAAUACAAAAGUGAAGUUGUGAAGAAACUUUCUAGAAACUUGGGUGUGGGCAUGAACAACCUAGAAGUCCAGGAGUUGUUCGAAUUUCUUUUCGAAGAGCCUUUACGCAGCGUAGGAGACCCUGGUAGAAAUUUCCUGUUAGUUAUUGAUGGCCUGGAUGAAAGUGAAUACAAAGGCCGCAAUGAUCUGCUUGAUGUCGUAGCUAAUCAUUUUUGUAAACUUCCUGUUUGGUUCCGGUUUCUUGUUACCACUCGACCGGAAAUAAAUAUUGCAGAUGGUCUUAAAAGGUUUAAUCCUAUUCAGCUGGAGCAAGAUGACGAAGAGAACGUGAAAGACAUCAGACUCUUCCUUGAAAAACAGUUGAGCAGCGUUAUUCAAUCGGGCUCUGAAGAAGUUGUUAUCGAUGCACUGGUCCGAAUGGCUGCAGGGCAUUUUUUAUAUGCUUAUUUGAUGGUCGAUUUUAUCAAGGAAAACAUAUUAAAUCUCACCCCUGAGGAGUUAGGAAGAACAUUACCUUCAGGUGUAUCGUCUGUUUAUCAAUCCUACUUUGAACGUUUAGAGAAAGAAUUGGAAAUUAGUGAGGACCAGUUUUUGACUUUUCUAAGUGCUAUGGCGGCUGCAAGAGAACCGCUGCCUCGAGACUUUGUUUCUAAGAUGAUGCUUUCGGACUCGAAGUCCCCAUCUGGUCCUCGGAAAGUAACAAAAGCUAUCAACUCUAUCUCAACCCUUCUACCUGUUCAUGAUGACUGUAUUGUGUUCUUCCACAAAUCAGUUAAGGACUGGUUGACAGACAGAACUGCCUACGGGCGACACACCUUCUCUGUGGAUGAAAAGCAAGGUCAUGUCAAGCUUUCUGAGCUCUGUACUGAUGAACUGAAUAACGUGAAAAGAAGAGGUGUUCACGGCACAGAAUUCAGUGACACUGCAAGGUACGCCCUACAGCAUGGUGUUUAUCAUAUGCUCGAGUCUGGAGACCUGGAACAGAGUACAAGAAACUUUCAAGAAAUCGUUAACAACUAUAUUACCGACUUAAACAUUGUGUAUGCAAAGCUUUGUGUAAACAACACGGCUAGUUCUGAGGACAUUAUCCUGACUCAGAAACAAGAAGCUUUUCGGGCAUUGAGUAGUGAGAGGCAAAAAGCCCUUGGCACGUUGUUGUCUCUCUUACGAAAGUACCAUGGGAGACUUUCGACGCAUCCUUGUACAAUAUUUCAAGUGAUGGUGAACGAGGGAGGGGACGUUUUUGCUGGUGAAGUGACGAAAGUUUUACAGAGUCGUAAAUUACCAUACAUGGAGUACUUUCAUAAGGAAGCUUUUUUGAAGUGGUUGAAUAAGACCCAGGCUGAGUUUCCUUGUAAAUCUGCGGUUGCUUGUUUUGAUAUUUCCCCUUCGCAGGAGUUCAUGGUUUGCGAAUGUACUGACGGAAUGAUUUACCUUUGGUCACUCAAAACGGGUGAGCAAAGGUGGGAACGUCGGGUUGAGAUCAAGAAAUGCUACUUUAAACGUUCUCUCCCCUAUAGAGUGGUGCCAAACUCAAAUGUAUUGUCAUGUUAUCGCUCUGUUGUUUUUCACCCUACUGAGCCCGUUGUUCUUCCUGGAACCCUUAGACAUGCUUACUCGUUUGAAGGAAACCUCCAACCUCUGUUUCAAAAAAGCAUCUGCAGAUUUUCUGUUUGUUCAUUUCAUGGGGACAAGAGCAAAAUUAUCACCGAUCUCCUUGGCGAUGCUAAAUGCCUUAUCCUGUGGAAUCUAAAAAAUGGUGAAGAGAUCACUCGAACCUAUACAGAAAUGAAGCUGUUUUGUCUUUUGGUUGGUCUCCAGAUGGAACCCUUCUGGCAAUUUCCCAUUUUUCGGGACUGGUAUGUUUGGUUGACGCAUUGCUCUUACGGACCACUCUCGCAGAAGUCGCCACCAAUCAACCGUGUGGAAUGAUAAAGUUUACCCCUGACAUUCAAUUCCUUUUUUGUUUGUCUCUGCCUAUUCCAGGUAAAGACAGAUGCAGCGAGUUGCGACCCUUAAGUUUUCCCUUAAACGUCAUUAAGAGGCCUGAUGGUACCUUUUCCUUGAACGUUUUAGACAAUGAUUUUGGCCGGGAUCCAUGGAAUUACCAAUGGAAUUACGAAUCAUCCAGCAAAGGUGGAUUCUUGAUGGGAGAUCCUAUGUUAUACAGGCUUUCCUGGACCGGAAACCCUGAUUUGUCCGGUUCACUUGAUUUGUUUGCAUUUGCAUUUGUAUUAAACAAACAAAGUGUAUUAAGGGCACUUCCUGGCAACAGAAUUAUCACAAUGCUUAAACAUGAGAAUAAUUGGAGGUUCACCUGGCGUUCUCCUUUCUUUCCUAUUUGCUGUCGCAUUGCCUUCGCUUUAGAUGGAAAGACCAUUUAUCGUACCAGUGAAGGGUAUAAAGGCUUACAAGUGAAAUCUUCGGAUGUGUCGAUUGGAGAUCAUAAAGCAACGAAAGCGAUAUGUACACAUGAUGUUUUACUUGUACCUGUGUCAGAGGGUGUCGUUUUGAAACAAAAAGAACCUGGGGCGGAUGUUCAGCUAUGGAAUUUUGAGUUGUCACAACAAAUCCGAAGUUGGCCUAAUUUAAGCGAGGUGAGGGAUAUAAUGCCAUUUUCAGACCAAUGUGUAGCGUGUGUGGGGAGAGAGUUUGAAGUAAGCAUCCUGGACACAUCAAAUGGAAACAUAGUGAAGACCAUCCCACUUUGUCACGAGGGUUUCCAGUCAACAUCUCAUGUGUUUGGUGAAAAAUCCAUAGUAUGUAACAGUAAAUAUCAGCUGCUAUCCACCAGUGGUAGCUUCGUUCAGCUGUCAGACGGCAAAAAUGAACUGUGGAAGAGAACUCUGAAAUGUUCACGUUUUGUUAACCGUGCGAUGUUUUCUCCAACAGAGGAGUUUGUCCUUGUCCGGUCUGGAAACUCUGACUUCAAGAAAGAAGUACUUGUUCUUGAAGCAUCUUCAGGAAAGCAUCUCCGGACGCUAUGCACCGUUCGCCAAGUUCUUGACUAUGCCUUUGUAAGUAAGACGGAAUGUGUUAUGCUCUGCGAGAAUACUUCAGGGAGUUGUUAUCUUCCGUUGUUCAAUGUUAGCACUGGGGAUGUCCUAACUGUACUUGAUAUAGAUUUUGUACCGUCCGGGUCUCUGGCUUCCUGUCCACAGAAGGGUUUGAUCGCUAUUGGCCUUGCGAACUCCGAACAUAGGUGCGCAGUUAUACAAGUAAAACUGCCGCGACACAAAGUAAACCAGGAAGCAAAAGGUAAGUAAUACGUUUUUUUCCUUAUCGUAAGUCGAAGAAUUACUAAGUUUACUAAGCGUCUACAGAUCACACCUACAUUAAAUUGGUAAUAUUAGUUCCCAAAAAGGAGCUUGUGUGAAGGAUAUUGCAGUUUGUGGAUAUUAGUGGGGUCGAACCUCUAUUAAGCAGCCACUUUAUUUAGCGGCCUGUUACUAGAUUCCCUGUAGACAAAGCUGUCAGUAAAUCACUGUAAAAAGUACUUUUAUGAAGCGGCCGCUCUAUUUAGCGGCCUGUUACUAGAUUGCCUGCAAACAAAGCUGUCAGUAAAUCACUGUAAAGAGUACCUCUAUUAAGCAGCCACUCUAUUUAGCGGCCUGUUACUAGAUUCCAUGUAGACAAAGCUGUCACUCUAUUUAGCGGCCUGUUCCUAGAUUCCCUGCAAACAAAGCUGUCGGUAAAUCACUGUAAAAAGUACCUUUAUUAAGCAGCCACUCUAUUUAGCGGCCUGUUACAAGAUUCCCUGCAGACAAAGCUGUCAGUAAAUCACAGUAAAAAGUACCUUUAUUGAGCAGCCACUCUAUUUAGCGGCCUGUUACUAGAUUCCCUGUAGACAAAGCUGUCACUCUAUUUAGCGGCCUGUUCCUAGAUUCCCUGCAAACAAAGCUGUCAGUAAAUCACUGUAAAAAGUACCUCUAUUAAGCAGCCACUCUAUUUAGCGGCCUGUUACAAGAUUCCCUGCAAACAAAGCUGUCAGUAAAUCACUGUAAAAAGUACCUUUAUUAAGGUGACUCGACCCAGUUGUCUAUUGUUUCUAGUCUGUCAUGAUACAGCAUUCUUGUUCAGCACGCGUGCAAUGACCGCGCUUGGCUGACUUCCGAAUGCUCAACGAGAUAUUAUAAUUUUGGUACAGUGAGACAGGCCAUCGCGUGAUACAUAGAGGUUUAACUCACAAUUUUUAAUCAAUUCUCGUGCUUCUUGUGUCUUUGCAAAAAAAUCAAGAAGUGCUACACACUAAGUCUACUUACUAUUACAAAAAUAUCAUUUUUUCAUAGGUUUAAUGCAAGCCAAUAAUUAAACCAACUCGUGACGGGAAUAUCUCGGUGAGCAUUCGGAAGUCAGCCAAGCGUGGUCAUUGCACGCGUGCUGAACAAGAAUGCUGUAUCAUGACAGACUAGAAACAAUAGACAACUCCCAAAGCACAAACUCAGCCAAAACGCUAAAAAUCUUCAAUGUUUACUCAAGUUUGAGCUUAUAGAAGAUAAUGUCACAGUUUUUCAAUGACCAUGAAAUUCAGAGUCCGGGUAGUUAGUUAAUCAAUUGUGGCCCUGAAAAAAUUUGAAGGAAAAAAAACUACGAAUUUUUAAGAAAAUGCUUUUUUCGUGAGGAAGGACUCUCAAACGCUGACAAACGUCAACAAAUAGCAAAAACUUUAAUUUCUGUAUGUUUGCUUUGCUCGAAAUCGCGCGCAUUUACAAGGCCCUAAAGCGUUUUGCUGACUUGCAAGGACCCAUCUGUUAUAACGAUGCCCAAAAUAAAGGGAUGAAUCUCUUGGUUUAUUAGACAUAAUCCGUGUAAAGUUUGCUUAUCAAUUUCGCAUAAAUUAUGACCUAAAUUUGGAAACCGCUGAAUUUCUCGAAUUGGGUCUUUGCAAUUUUGGUGAAACUCUGUUCAGCGCAAGGCACUAAUGCGCACUACGUGUAGCCGAGAGAUUUUCACGAAAAAAUGCCGGCAACAGCCGAUUUUCGACUCAGACCUCAAAGGGGCGUGGCAUUAUAACCACGUGACAUUUACUCCGAUUGCCAAACAUUUUAUGUUAUAUUGUAGAUUGAUCUAUAUGUUAUCCAUUCUAUGUGUUAGACUUACGAUAAAAGUAAAGGUGGGGAUACCAGAGAGCUUCAAAGUAGGAUGGUACCCCCCCAAAAAAACUGGGUCGAGUCACCUUAAGCAGGCCCUCUAUUUAGCGGCCUGUUACUAGAUUCCCUACGACCAAAGCUGUCAGUAAAUCACUGUAAAAAGUACCUUUAUUAAGCGGCCACUUGUCCCUUCCCCGAGGCUGGCCGCUGGCCGCUUAACCCUUCAAGUCACAAGGGUGACCAACCUCAAUUUUCCCCUAACAAUAUCAAUACAUCAUCAUAAGAAAACGUUAUGAGAAUUGAUGAAAUGAUCACCUAAGAGAAAAAUGCUUUGAUCUUUAAACAAAUUCUCUCAACUGUUCCUUCUUCAUUGAGCGAGAUAUCUCAACUCCAGAAAACUUUGUGAAUCUUUAAAAACUUUGCCAGUAGCUUUAUUCUCAGUUUUCAAAUAUUCUUGCAGAUUGGUAGAUUACAUAGAUCUUGUUUAAUUAAUGGGGAUGUAAGACAUGCAAUAAUGGGUCACUCUUACUUUGUUAUCUGGGACCACUGAUGAAUACAAAUUUAGUUAUAUUUUGGGAUUUCAGAUCCUUACAUAAGCAGAUAUUUUUUAAUUGCAUGCGUUAGUUAAGUAUUGUCGAUUGCUUUUGGUUUUUGCAUUCAGUUGUCCUCAUCCAUAGCAUCCACGAAGAUUUCACUGAAGCAAUCAGAAAUAAGAGGUCUUUAUAGUUUCCAUAGUUACUACUUUUAUGCAUCAAUUUUCAAUCCGUCAGCUGAGUAACUUAUUCGUAGUAUUUUAAUGUUCUGUAGUUUCCGAAAGCUCAACACUUGGAGACAAAAGUUCUGCUACAGUGCGUCGACCUGGCAACAAAUUGUGAGUGCAAGGUUCUCUAUUCUCUCCCAUUCCAACUGUGAUUGUAAAACGUUUUGGUAAAUUUAGUGGAGUUUCGUUGCAAAAGAUUGCUACGGAGGAACCAUUAUGUGCUUACCAAUGAGAAGGAAUCAGCGUGUAACCAGAACGUUAUUGUUUUGGUAGCAAACGGGUAGGCAUAUAACCGGGAUUAUAAUAUGGUAUUUUUAAGUUACUUAAAGUUCAUUCUAGGCUCGAAAAGAAGCACGGUUGAGAAACCGAAAUUAGUUAACCCAUGCUAAUUUACCACGAAGGUUCUCAAUGAUAUUUUAACACUGCUUUUGACUACAGGAUUGUAGGAUCUACUGAUAUCAUCGGAAACCCUUACGCUUCUUUCGUACCAAUAUUAAACACGUCUAAAAGCUGUUUAGGUCAUCGCCUUGGCACAUUCUUCCACUUAAAGGCUGUGUACUGGUGUUUGUGGCCUUAAUUUUGUAGAAUUUAACACACAAGUUUAGCCUUCUUGAACCCUGCUGAGAUAUGAUUGUUAGACCUGGUAUAAUUAAACAAGUUUUGUCGGAGUGAAUAGGGCAUAAAGCACACUCCACUUUGCUGUAUUUAGUAAAUUCACCCCUGGUAUGUACAUCGAAACUUAUUUAUCGGAAAGACUGUAGUGGCAGCUGACUCAGUUAAACUGAACCGAACAGAACUGUUACUGCUAACAAUCUCUCACAAUUAUUGUAGAUGUUCUUGAUAUUCUUUUGUACUUUUAGAAUGUAUCUUUUAAUUACGAAUUUUUAUAUACCUCUGUCUAUUCUGUUCAACACCGUUUUAUUUUUUAUAUUUUCUAGUGGUGGAGAUUUUUGUGUGUGGUAAGUAGAAGUCAACAAGUUUUUUCUUUUUUUAUUAUUGAUGGUUAUGGUAGUGUUUUAAGUCUUACUUACUGCGAAAUGGUUGUUGAUGUUUAGUCUUUGGAGUUUGGAGCCUCAACAUUGAUGAUGGAUGAAGUAUCCAGAAGUGUUAGGUGAGCAGCCAGUCUCUUAUUGGCGCUGACAGUGACAGGAGGUGGAUUGAACAACACGCUGUGAGAAAAAACCCCUGAAAAAUGGAAAAGCUUCGAAAAGUAUGCCAUCAACAGUACGUUUAAACCUUCACUGUUAGUUCAAGGCUUAGUAUUAGCAAGUAGGAUAGAAAAACAGAACUAAAGUUCAGUUUCAUAAGCAAUAGCUUUAAAUUUAUAUUUAAAGGACCAAUGACAAAACCUGGAUCGGACCGGAUGGGUUAAACCCCUGUAACACUAUUUCUAACCGUACGUGUAUGUCUUUUAUUGAGUUAUAAGCAAUAGCUUUAGAUUUGUAUGCGAAGAGUUAAGAUUUAGUACAAAAAUCGUAGGAACUGAUUCAGCA